AGCCCCUACGGGGUCCGCGCGGGGACAAAAAGGCGCGUGGUGCUGCGAGCAAUGGAGGGGGUCACAGUGGGCCAGGUAUUUGACGCCGAGUGCAUCCUCAACAAACGGCCGAGAAAGGGGAAGUUGGAGUAUCUCAUCAAGUGGAGCGGGUGGUCGUCCAAGCACAACAGUUGGGAGCCGGAGGAGAACAUUUUGGACCCGAGGUUAUUGGCGGCGUUCAACAAGCGGGAACAAGAGCGGGAACUUUUGUUCCAGAAGAAAGGGAAGAGGCCGAGAGGACGUCCACGCAAGACCCCGCUGCCAACGCCGCCCGCCGCCAAAGAAAGCCGCUCGUCGUCGUCUUCUUACUUGGGCCUGUCAUCGUCGUCCGAGGAGGAGGAGGAAGAUGAGGAGGAUGAGGAGCGCGAGCACAAGAAGGUGAAGACCAGCCCGCGGGUCCACCCGGUCCCGCAGAAGAGGCCUCAGAUCCUGCUGGCCAAGCCGGAGCCGCCACGCAAGAAGCGCGGGAGGAAACCGCUUCACCCGGACCUCAGGGCGCUGAGACAGGCCAAGAGCAGACUGCUAGCUCCGCCCCCGAGCCGCCACCAGCUGCUCCGCCUUCCCCGGGACGAGUGUCAGGCGGGGGUGAAGAAGCCGCUGCAGCCGGCCAGCUUCACGUACACGGGACUGAGCAGGACAGGCAGGGACGAGGCCGCCGCCGCCAUCGCCGCCGCCCACAGCGCCGCCUUCUCCCAGGCGUCCAAAGGCUGCGCUUGGAACCUCCCCCUGCCCGCCUCCUCGCCGUCCCCCUCCCACAGCAAAGCCGGCAUCUCGCCACAAAGCAAGACUGAGCUGAGGCGCUCCGUUUCUGAGUCGGGCGGCGGGCGAGGGGACGGCUUCAAGGCGACUCCGCCCCCUUUGAAACUGUCCGGGGGCUUCGGGGGAAGUCCGGCGGCCGCCAAGCGCUCGCCGCUCAGCCCGAGGCGGCAGGAGCGUCACGGCGGUCACACGGCGCCGGGCCAGCACAAAUCGUCUCUUUCCAAGGCGUCGGCGACGCAUCGAGCGUCCGGCCAGGCGCUCAGCCUCCGCGCGCUCAACCUGCAGAGCGUCACUAAGACGCCGCCCGGGGGCCACCAAGGGAACAGCGGCGUGGCCGUGCGCUCCAGCUCGCGUAGCGGCAGCCUGGUGGUGAUCAAUGACUCUCGAGUGUCGGCGGGGGCGCAGCGUCACAUCCUGCCCGCGGGCGGCGGCGAGAAGGGCAGGAAGGACGUGUCGCUGGCGCCCGUCAGGCAGGAGGAGCGCAAAGCCGCCCGCAGUCUGAACGAGCUCAGCACGGGCGACUCGGACGAGAGCAGCAGCAGCGGCGACUCGGAACCGGACGCCGCCUCGUAUCCAAGCAACAGCCGGCCCAGCCUCGGCGACGCCGCCACCGCCUCGGACACGGAAACGGACUGGCGGCCGGCGCGCAGCCUCCUGGAGCACGUGUUCGUCACAGACGUCACCGCCAACUUCCUCACGGUGACCGUGAAGGAGUCGCCCACCAGCGUCGGCUUCUUCAACCCGCGGAACCCCUGAAGGCGACGGCCGCCACGACACCCCCGGACUCUUUCAAACGCCAAAUUUCCAUCUCGGACGGCGUCGAGUUGGAAAAGAGGAAGUGACAGGCCGUCGCCUUGUGGCUCCGCCCCCUCCCCCCAGUGCCUCAGCUCCUCGUCACACCUCACAGCAGACGAGCGAGCUCGCCGUGGACGCUCCGCUCAUCUUUUUGUCCUCCAGACCAAAACUCAAAUGUGACUUUUGAUUUGAUGUCAUUUGUAGUUUUUGUGUUGGACCAAAAGGUCUUCUUAUUUAAUACACGCUUAAUUUAUACUGUAAAUAUCUUUCUAUUCAUGUCCUUUUAAUAAAUCAUAACCGCAGGAAGAUG
This is a messenger RNA of Entelurus aequoreus (snake pipefish), 1903 nucleotides long. Its product is annotated as chromobox protein homolog 2-like. Gene Ontology annotation, cellular component: PRC1 complex; heterochromatin. Gene Ontology annotation, biological process: negative regulation of transcription by RNA polymerase II. The transcript has 5 exons. The coding region runs from base 52 to 1554 and encodes 500 amino acids. The record is from RefSeq and is a predicted model, not a curated record. NCBI's taxonomy places the organism in Eukaryota, Metazoa, Chordata, Actinopteri, Syngnathiformes, Syngnathidae.